UGCCAUGGUGAUGCUUUAGCAACCAAUCUUGCAGGCGCUCCCUCAGUAUCUCUCCAGAAGCCCUUCAAGAUUAAGAGCUCCUUGUGCUUCCAUCUCUUCCUCUCCCUGUCUCCUUGUCUCUCACUUGCUGUCUCCUGCUGCCUUGGUACUGCCAGCAACCGGCCCUGCUCCAUGCUGCAGCCCUCUUUCCAUGCCCACAGCAGCCUCUCAUCUGGUCGCUGGGGAAAGGGAGGGGAACAGGCAAAGUUGGGUGAUCUGUUUGCCUUUUUCUUCAGCCAGUUCUUCUCCACGCCUCCCUGGCACCAAGACUCUGCUUGCCAGCUGCUCCAGCAUCAGCGGAGAGAUGUACAACCUAGAGAAGGGUUCGUCAGCAUCUACAGAUGCAGCUGGUGGUACAACAACAAAGAAGAGGAGGUCCAGUCUUGGAGCUAAGAUGGUGGCUAUUGUGGGGCUGUCCCAGUGGAGUAAAAGCAGCAUGCAAAUAAACCAGCCAGAUGGUACAACAAAGAAACUGCGAAGUAAUAUUCGGCGCAGCACAGAGACGGGUAUUGCUGUGGAGAUGAGAAAUCGGGUGACUAGACAAGGCAGUCGGGAAUCAACAGAUGGCAGCACAAAUAGUAAUAGCUCUGAUGGCACAUUUAUCUUCCCUACCACACGAUUAGGAGCAGAGAGCCAGUUUAGCAAUUUUCUUGAUGGACUUGGACCAGCACAAAUUGUGGGAAGACAAACUCUUGCAACGCCUCCCAUGGGAGAUGUAAACAUUGGAAUGGUAGACCGGAAUGGACAGCUUGAGGUCGAAGUGAUCCAGGCCAGGGGUCUAACUCCAAAACCAGGUUCUAAGACAAUACCAGCACCAUAUAUUAAGGUGUACCUGAUAGAGAAUGGAGCAUGCUUGUCUAAAAAGAAGACCAGAACAGCUAAGAAAACUUGGGACCCAGUAUAUCAGCAAGUUCUCCAGUUUGAUGAAGGACCUCAGGGGAAGGUACUACAGGUGAUUGUAUGGGGAGACUAUGGCAGGAUGGACCACAAAUACUUUAUGGGAAUGGCACAGAUCCUACUUGAAGAGCUUGAUCUAAGUUCCUGUGUCACAGGCUGGUACAAACUAUUUCCAACUUCAUCACUGGCAGACUCCAGCAUUGCUCCACUCACCAGACGGCUAUCACAAUCCUCGCUGGAGAGCUCCACCAGUCCAUCCUGCACCUAACCUGCAGAGGAAGAAGCAUUUGUUCAAAUUUUCCCUCCUUUUUCUUAAGCCUAACCAAUCACCUUCCUCUUAUGGCACCAGAACCACACCAUAGUCUGGUCAUUCAGGGCUCUGGAAAAGGAGGGAUGCUACUGUGGCUGAGGACCCCGUGCAACAAAACAAUAUAAAGCUGCAAAUUUAAUGCUACUGCAAAAAUUAUGUACAAAAGAUAUAUAACUACAGUUUAUUAUAAUGAAAGACUCAAGAGACUGUUAUACUUAAUACACCGCAUAUCACAGGGGAACCAAACAGGAUGCUAAAUGUAGAAUACCAAAUCCUGAGAACAGCCCUGUGUCACCCCUCUAACCUUGAAAGGCUCAUAAGGGUGACAGACCAGCUGUCUUGGCAACAUUUACCAUGCUGGAAUUAAUGUAUGUUAAUGCACUUCUCCAGCACUAUGUUAUGGUCUACUGUACGACAAAGCACAUACACUAAACAGCACAUAAAUAUCAAGCUAUAGUAAAUGCCCAGAAUAAUAGGUGCCCAUUACAUUACUACCCCACUGCACCAAGCUGUCAAGUUCUUUCCAUUUCCUACUACCUACCCUCCACAGAGAGCUGGAUGCUACAAGGUUGGCAACUGUGAUAUGUAUAUUUACUACAAAGCUAUAUACACUCAUAAGUAUGAAUGCAUUUACAUCUAUCUAUCUAUACUGCAAAUGAUAUUUUUUUAGGUAAAAAUAUUUUUUCUCUACAUUUUUUGUUUAAAAUGGAAUGUAGCAUUUAAACGUGCAAUUUUAUUUCUAAGGUUUUACAAGAAUUGUAAAAGGAGACUUGCUAUUUUCUUGUCUACAUUUUUUUUGCAGCACAAAAAAGAAAAAAAACACACUAUAUAUAUAUAUAUAUAUAUAUAUAUAUAUAUAUAUAUAUAUAUAUAUACACGUGUGUAUUUACAUAUUACUGCAUGUAGCUUUUUUAUAUUCUAGAACAAUUCAUCAAACAUGUUCAUUUUCUUUUAAGUGCUUUAAACAUUUUGCACUUCACUGAACUCUUAAACACGUUAGUGCCAGGAAGACCUGCUGUGCUUCUUUACCACAUCGACGAUGUUCCCUGCAACCUUGGAUGGUUCCCUGCAAACAACCUUGGAUGGUCUAAGAACACAAUGCAAUGUGCCAAUAAGUUGGUAGGAGAUUGCUAGGAUUCGUAGUACUAGCCUGCCUGAUAGAGAGGUCAUCUUCAAGGCACUAUCUGUUUCCAAAAAACACAACAGUUGUCUGCAUUUAUCUUUGUGUGAAGAAUUCAUUUUCCAUAUGCUUCUUUUUAUUAACAUUUAUUGUCAUCCAUGGUAAGCAAUGGACAGUUUCCACCACAUAAAAGCAAAGACAUGGAGAUGCAAGCAUCAUGGAUUCCGGAAUAUUAAAGCAUAUAUGUAGCAUGUGAUCUCGUGUAGCAACUGAUAUAGUUUCUUAGAGAAUGUCUACUGUAACAACUCAGGGCUGAAAAAGACACGGGUCUUUCAUGGAACUGUGACAUUCUCUAAACUGCAACCAUUUAUUACGAUUCCAACACCAUGUCUGCAGCCUGUUCUUCGCCAGGAUGAUCGAUAGCAGUCCCACGUAUUUCUUCAAAAAGCAAUACAUGGACUGAUAAGGGAAAUCUAGAAGCGCUGGAUGAAUUUGUCAAGGUAGUCACAUUGUAAUGCAAGGAAGGAAAAGAUUUUCAUGUGUGUUGCGCUAUAGACACCAAAACACAGUAAGUAUUUCUUGACUUUCAGUGGCAGAUGUAGAAUUGUAUUCCUGUAUUCCGUGUUCACAAUCCAAACCACUAUGGUGUAGACUGAAGUUUCCAUAUCAUUGUAUAACUUUAUAAGAUGACCACCACAAAGAAUUUCGGUUAUUUCACAUUUUACCUGUAGUUAAAGCUACAAAGCUUCAGGUGUUAUUCCAAAUGGCCUGGCCCAAACAGCCUGUGAAUAACAUAGUCAAUGAUCUCCGACAAUUUUCUCUAGUGACCAUCUUACUGUUUACAGAGCACCUGCCACCUCUCUGCUUAUUGUACAUGUUGAAAGAAUUUUUUUCUUUUAUCUUUCUUGAAAUAUCAAGAAAAAAUUGACCAGACAUCAGCAAUUAAUUUUGUUUUCCUAAAUAUUUCUGCAAUGCUUUGAAAAGAUAUUUUGGCUAUUUAGUAUUUUUUGCCUUUAUCUACUAACUGAUAAACAGUAGAGAAGAAGCUAGGCAGGACAUAUGCCUGUCCACUAUACAUGUUUUGAAAAUGUGAGCACUCAUUGAAUAUUUGUAAUAGACACGGAAAAUAGCAUGAGAUUUUAAGAAAAAUGGUUUCGAAAAAAACAAUGGGAGGUGACAGGUUCCCUUAACAGUCAGAUUGCAAUUGAUUUAUAAAAAAAAAAGGUGCCAGAUCUUAGCAAAAUAUCAGUCCAGUCCUGUCUCUUGUCUAGAGAUACUGUCAUGCUUUAGAGUAGCCAAUCUAUUGCAUGAAGAAGAACCUGUACAAAUGAUAUGUCCUUCUGCUGUAUCGUCAGCAUUGAUCAGUGUCCAGUUUUGUCUGUAAGUUUCACUUACGCUUAUCGAUCAGUAAUUCAGCUUCUACUGUAUGUCCAAUGAUAUGUGCACAUGUAUGUACACUGUUUAAAGAAUAACUGAGCUUAUUAAGGCACAAUACCAGUACAUUAUCUGCAUACAACAGGUUUAACUAUUUUUUAUACAUUUUUGAAGAAUCUAUGUUGAUUUCUCUUUUGUAGCACCCUUUGUGGAACUCAAUAACAAGACUUUCUGAAAGGCUAACUAUCAUGAGAUUUCUUGUAGCUAAAUGCGUACCAGUCAAUAAAAAACAAAACAAACAAACAAAAAAAAACGUCGGACAUAUCCAAGGGACGUGUCAUAAGUUUUUAUCAGUCAGGACCAUUCACGAGAAUAAAUGCUUCCCUCCUCGCACUGUGUCUAUGAGACCAUGACGGCCCCAUAAUCUUACAUUACGAGUCUAUCCUGGUUAUGUAACACUGAGCCGGAAGAGAACACACUUCUCCCGGCUAGUUCUGAACACUAAACUCUCAAAUCCCAACCAAUAAAAAUUUUUGAUAUGUCUCUGCAAUUUAGCCAAAGUUUUUUUCAUGAGGAUGCCCAUUUAAUGUACUCAAAAUAGGGUGUUUAUGCUAUGGAUAUUUAUCACCUAUUUACAAUGAUAAGUGCCCAUAUUUUUGGGGGCCCCACAACAGAGACUUCUGCAAACACUAGUAUUGGGGCCCUGUUCCUCCUUCCUACAUGACUGGAGUUUGAAUGGAGGAAUAGUUCCUUAUGUCCCCUAAUGCUCCAGUGUAUAUGAGGUUGGUGGAAAGAGCCAAGUGCUAUACUCAGCUGUCUAUGUCAGUCCUAUUUACUUUAAAUGGAGAAGCACUGUAGAUGCUUAACUACUGAUCCAAAGAUCUCACUGCAGUCAUGCAAAGAGAAAAAACAGAGGGCUUUGGCCACUGAGAUCAGUGAGAGAGACAGUAGUUGACUCCCUCUAUCAGAAUUUUUUUUAACCUAUUUAUUUACCUAUGAUUGUGAUGUCACGCCCCCUCCCAUAGACUUGCAUUGAGGGGGCGGGGCGUGACGCCACGAUCUUCCGUCCCCGUGAUCAGGAGGAAUUAGCCUGGGAGCCUGCAGCGCUUCCGGAAGCAGUUACAGGUGGGUGCUGCUUGCUAUAUUGCGUGGGUCCCCAGCGGCGGCACCCCGGCGAUCUGACAUCUUAUCCCCUAUCCUUUGGAUAGGAGAUAAGAUGUCUAGGGGUUGAGUACCCCUUUAAUUCCCUAUUCAUAUUAAGAAUACAUGCAUGCUCGGGACAAACCAAUUAUUUAUCUAUAUGGGGAGGAUAGGAGAAAUAGUUCUCAGUUGAACCAGAGUUUGACAGAUAUAGCAGAUGUAUGGCCACCCUAAGGUUUUAACAGUGCGAUCCCAGAAUUAGGGAUCAUUUCCUAAAGCAUUCACGUGUACCUACAUAAGCUUUAGGUAUGUGUUCCCUGUCAGAGUACUACCUGAACCAGGUAUUCUCAUGUCAAAGGUGUCCAUAGCCUUUAGGCUACAGACAAUAUUACACAGUAAAAAACAGCUGCUCAAUCUAAUUAGAAGUAACCCAUUAUUUAUAUAAAUCUAACCAAUAGUUAUUUUGGUCAUUAAAGGGAAUAUGUCUGAUGGUUUGAUGGCACCAGGUAGGGGGUAAAAUGGCCACAGGAUGGGCCGCUUGUCUUAAGUGCAAGCAUUUCCAUCCCCUACAGCACACAGCACAGAGGUUGUUGCCAAUGAAACUCAGGAGGAGGCAACAGCAAAAGGUAAUGUAAAUGCUGGGCACUUGGGGCAAUCAGCCUUACCCUGUGGGCAUCUGUUGCUUAUUUGCAUAUAUGAAAAAUGCACAGUUCAAAAGUAGAAGUACACAAAUCUAAGGCAUGCCUGGGAAUGAGGCUUUUAACUCUUACCCAGCGCUGUGAUUAGUUACAAUAUGUAAAGCUAUUUGACAAAUUCCCUUUAAUAAUUACUUUCAUUGAAGUCCCUAGCAAAUAGUGACCUCAAAUUAUGAUAGAUCUAUAAAGCUUCUAUUUAAGAACAAAGUAUAGUCAAUAGUUCUUCUGUCACAUACACUACUCUGUUUAAAAGAUAUAACAGAAAAUGCUGCAGUUAAAAGGACUUUCUUAAUUCUUAGUAGGGAAAAUACAAGCAAUUUAUACUGACAUCUAGUGCUCAGCAAAGUUUGGAAAGCCCAUGUAGAAUGACUAGAGCUGUGGCUGCGCAUGUGCCGCCCUCUCUGUUCAUUCAAUGCCACAAUUUGAUGGUGUUCUUAGAGUUAGCAAGGGUAGUGUUACUACUGUGCUGCUUUUGACCUUCUGAUAAAUUUAUCAGCAGGAUCAUCUGCUCCAGACCACGCAAGAUUUUAUCACUUUGCUCAGAAAACAGCACAAUUUAAAUUAUGAAUGUUUUUUACCGCGGUCAGUGAUGCUUACGUAAAACUUUGGGAAUUCAAACGGCAGACAUGGAGGUCUUUCUGUACUUCCUAUUAGCUUUGUUAUGUUAAAAUCAUCCAGUCAUUCUGGAUUAGGACAUAUUUAUACAUGGUGGAUUCUACAAAAACAAUUUGCAACAUAAGUACACAAUAAAAUUGAAUUGAGGACUAGAAAACCUAAUUCAGAUGCUAGAGAAAAAAAAUUUCAGAUGAGAAAAACCUCUGUCUAAUAAAAGCCCUAUUUCUGCAAAUGGUUGUCAAGGAAAGAUAGACAUAUCCCUCUAUUAGCAAGGAGGGAGAAUACAAUGUAUUUUAUGGUUGCUCAUUUAUUGCUUAAAGGGGUUGUCCAGCAAAAGAAACAACCUGUGUAUUGUGUCAAAAAGUAUAAUUAAACAACUUACUAAUAUGAUGUUAUUAGCUAUACUUCAUAGAUCUCUCCAUAUCAGCUGAGCUGUCUGGCUUGUGGCUGUGUUGUGAUGUCACAUCACACUCUAUGAAUGCAAAGUUCCUGUCCAUCCUCCACCCUACCCUCUUGUCUUCUCAGGACCAGACGAGUGAUAUAAAGGAGGGAGCUCAUAUUACUGCUCAUCAGAUUUAGCCCUCAUAUGAUAAGGCAGCAGGAAUCCUUUUAUGAUGAGUAGUAAUAUGAGCUCCAUCUUCACAUCACUGGUCUCAUCCACAGCAUAAAUGAGGGGAGGGGGAGCAGAGCUCUCUGCAUUUACAGCCUGACACAUGAUGUAUAGGGGAGAGAACAGAGCUGAUAAUGGAGAGAUCUGUGUAGUAUGGUUAAUAACAUUAUAUUAGUAAGUUGCUUUAUUAUACUUUUUGACACCAUACACAGGCUGAUCCUUUCACUGGGCUACUCCUUUAAACUCCUAAUUUCUGUCAACAGAAAUACUCUGUGUAGAAUCCUUUUAAAGAGAACAUGUAGACCAAAGCAACACUUUAAUGAGACUGCAAUUCACUAAUUCACUUGCACCUAGUCACCUUAUUUGGGCAUGAGGUAUUUUGCCCUCAGGUCUCAAAAUAUCAAUCCCUAAUGUUCUUUGUAGCAAACAACAAGAGAAAAUUUUACUAUUAGCAAUGUAGCCACAUUAGUCAUUCCUCCCCCAUAGUCCUAUUCCCUAUUCACGUCUAGGAUUGGCCAUAUUAAUGUCCUGGCAACAUGGAGGCCUUAUAUGACCUUUUAUAAGUAUCAAGCCCUUCCGAUCUUAAUGUCAUUUGCUGCCCACUGUAGCACGACCACCUCCAGUAAGAUUAAGGCAUUACAGGUGCAUCUAUGAAGGUCAGUCACUAUAACAGCAGGAGCCCAGCUGAAUUUCCAAGCACAUAUUGUUUUCGAUCCUCAUUAGGGCCUCCGUACGGACCUGAUAACUAAUGCCUUGCAAUUAAAUUCAAUCCGGGGAAUAGAAAAUGUAACAAAGACCAUCACUUUUCACAGGUGCCUCAUAAAAUCUCUGUUAUUCAGCAAAAAAAGGCUACUUAAACAGCGUGUUUUUUCCCCCUUGUCAGCAAAAGAUAUAGAAAGGCAAAAAAACUGAUGCAGUGGUGGGUACAACAGAGGAAGCUGAGCGUUCUAAGAUCAGGCAUAAUUCCCUAUAACAAGUAGCCAGCUCAAGAAAUAAGCUAAGAGCUUUGUUUCCACCAAUUUCAUUCACUUAAAUAGAUCAGUCUUGUCAGAAUUGUACACGUUUUGUAGAGUUUACAAAGAGUUAUAAAUCUACAUACAUUGGAUAAAAAUCCUUUGGAUAAAUCUACAUACUUAAAUGUUUUUAUUUUAUUUAAUCCUAUUGCCCAAUAUAUGGAAUUUCCUCCUAAAAUCUAAUGAUCACCCAGAAAUGUAGGUCCUUAUUCUUUUAUGUGAAAUCUUAAAGGGGACGUCUUAUCACGAGAAUCUCUUUUUUAUACUAUACCCUGCCAAGUGAUCAGCUGUUCACUUUGUGUCCAGGUUCAGAGACCUUUUAAAACUCUGGCUCACCGUACAUAAAAACGGGAGGUGUCAAAGUGAGAGCCAUUGUUUGCAGUGGUACUGUGCAUUUGGUCCCAACUGGGGGACUCUCAAAUAUGAUGUCCAUAUACCCUUGAAAUUAUGUUGUUAUAUACCCUUCAUAUGUUGAAAGCUAUGUGACAACCAAGGACUACAGUUAUGGCUUCCAUUGGUGGCCACUUCUUUACCUUUAUCGGUAUACAGAAUAGUAAGAUUUUCACACAUUAUGAGAACUCAAGGACUAUAUUUACAAGAAAUGUGGUUCUUAAUAUAACUGGGCACAAAGAUUUACUAUUAAGUGAUAACAGUGCGGACAUGCCCUGCAUUACUAGAGACACCCUGCUGCCUUACAGAAUUGACAAUGUAUAAACCAUUUAAUAGAUAAGAAACACAGCUUUAAAGAAAAAGUGUUAUUGCUGCCAGAAACCCUACAAUGACAGUGCAGCGGCUCCAGGUAAGACUAGAGUACAAAGUUUAUUUUCAUAAAAUGCACCAGCAGUUUGUAAGAGGAGUAUAUAGGUCAAGUUGAACAAAAACAUAACUUUAGACAGCACAAGCAGUCCUGGCUGCCAAACAGACCACAACUGGUCUCACCCACUCCAUAGACCAGCGCCUUAACAGCAGGAAUAGCCACAAAGCAGCGCGAAUCUGCCUAGCUGAAUAAUCCCAUCAAUGAGGCCACAUGACAAUCCCGCUAUCAAACACAGUAUACAGAACUGUUCACAUAAAUCUACUAUAAGAGACUGCCUCUUCUUCUUACAGAAGUGCCCUCCUUUCUGGCUCACUGUUGAAUGUUUGUAACGCUUUAAUGCUCUGAAUGUGGUGUCACAUGAUUUGAUACCUGCUUUUCUUUGUAAAGCUUUGUGUAUGGCAAAAUAAAAAAGUUGAAAAAAAAAUGCAAAUAUUAUAUAAAUAUAUAUAUAUAUAUUGAAACUAAAGGCCAAGUAUGCGAUGGAUGUUUGUAAUACAGAACAUGAGAAAUCAGAUGUUUAUGAUAAAAAGGGAGACCUGCAUUUUCUACCUGUGCUCUGUAUUGUUUUAUAGACGUGGUCUUUACUGUCAAAUCCUAGUAUUUUUGUGGUUUUUAAUGCAGCAGGACUGAUGACUAUUAAAAAAAAUGCACGAUUCUUCUUUUUGUAAGAUACUCUUGGCAAUUUUUGAAAAAGAAGAUAAAAUGUGAGCACAUUUGGAUGGUUAGCUUGUAACGCAUGUAUUCUGGCAACCAGAGUUUAAUAAAUCCAAUUAAAACUAA
Molecule: messenger RNA, 9410 nt
Organism: Hyla sarda
Lineage: Eukaryota; Metazoa; Chordata; Amphibia; Anura; Hylidae
Gene: RIMS3
Product: regulating synaptic membrane exocytosis 3
Exons: 7
Coding region: 191-1204 (337 amino acids)
Biological process (GO): calcium ion-regulated exocytosis of neurotransmitter; positive regulation of synaptic transmission; regulation of membrane potential
Cellular component (GO): presynaptic membrane; cytoskeleton of presynaptic active zone
Molecular function (GO): transmembrane transporter binding; small GTPase binding
Source: RefSeq, a predicted model, not a curated record